ACUUAUCCAGACAUAGGGCAGACCAAGAGGCACUGCAAAGCUGGCAUUCCCUUGUUGAGUUCUUCCUGAGCUGAACGGAGACCAAAGGCAGCUGCCUGGUGGACUUCAUAGGUUGAAAGAUGCAUGAGUGUCAUGCAGUCCGGGACUCAGAUGAUCAAGCUGAAGCGUGGGACCAAAGGGCUUGUCCGGCUCUUUUACCUGGAUGAGCACCGGACCCGCCUCCGGUGGCGACCCUCUAGGAAGAGCGAGAGGGCAAAAAUCCUUAUCGAUUCCAUUUACAAAGUCACUGAGGGCCGCCAGUCUGAAAUAUUCCACCGGCAGGCGGAGGGGGGCUUCGAUCCCAGCUGCUGCUUCACCAUCUACCAUGGCAACCACAUGGAGUCCCUGGAUCUUGUCACCUCCAAUCCCGAGGAGGCCCGCACCUGGAUCACGGGCCUCAAGUACCUGAUGGCUGGCAUCAGUGAUGAGGAUUCUCUUGCCAAGAGGCAGAGGACCCACGACCAAUGGGUGAAGCAGACCUUCGAGGAGGCUGAUAAGAACGGAGAUGGCCUGUUGAACAUCGAGGAGAUACACCAGCUGAUGCACAAGCUGAACGUCAACCUGCCCCGAAGGAAGGUCCGGCAGAUGUUUCAGGAAGCCGACACGGAUGAGAACCAGGGAACGCUGACCUUCGAGGAGUUCUGUGUUUUCUACCGAAUGAUGUCACUGAGACGAGACCUUUAUUUGUUGCUCCUGAGCCACAGUGAUAAGAAAGACCACCUGACCGUGGAGGAACUGGCCCAGUUUUUGAAGGUGGAGCAAAAGAUGAACAACGUGACAACAGACUACUGUCUUGACAUCAUAAAGAAGUUCGAAGUUUCAGAAGAAAAUAAGGCGAAAAAUGUUCUUGGCAUAGAAGGCUUCACGAACUUCAUGCGCAGUCCUGCCUGCGAUGUGUUCAACCCCUUGCACCACGAGGUGUACCAGGACAUGGACCAGCCGCUCUGCAACUACUACAUCGCCUCCUCCCACAACACCUACCUGACCGGUGACCAGCUCCUGUCCCAGUCCAAGGUGGACAUGUAUGCGCGGGUGCUGCAGGAGGGCUGCCGCUGUGUGGAGGUGGACUGCUGGGAUGGCCCUGAUGGAGAGCCAGUGGUACACCAUGGCUACACUCUGACUUCAAAAAUUCUCUUCCGAGACGUUGUGGAGACCAUCAACAAGCAUGCCUUCGUGAAGAACGAGUUCCCUGUUAUAUUGUCUAUUGAGAACCACUGCAGUAUCCAGCAGCAGAGGAAGAUCGCUCAGUACCUGAAGGGAAUCUUCCAGGACAGGCUGGACCUGUCGUCCGUGGAUGCCGGAGAGGGCAAGCAGCUCCCCAGCCCUCAGAGUCUGAAGGGGAAGAUCCUAGUGAAGGGCAAGAAGCUGCCUUAUCACCUUGGGGAUGACGCAGAGGAAGGGGAAGUUUCUGACGAGGACAGUGCGGAUGAGAUUGAAGACGAGUGCAAGUUUAAGCUCCAAUGUAACAACGGGACCACCGAGCACCAGGUAGAAUCUUUCAUAAGGAAAAAACUGGAGUCACUGUUGAAAGAAUCCCAAAUCCGAGACAAAGAAGAUCCCGACAGCUUCACCGUGAGGGCGCUGCUGAAGGCCACCCACGAGGGCUUGAAUGCACACCUGAAACAGAAUCCAGAUGUGAAGGAGAGUGGAAAGAAGUCCCAUGGGCGCUCCCUCAUGACCAACUUCGGAAAGCACAAGAAAACCUCAAAGUCACGGUCUAAAUCCUACAGCACUGAUGACGAGGAGGACGCUCAGCAGAAUCCUGGCCAGCUGUACAGGCUGGGCCGCAGGAGGAAGACCAUGAAGCUGUGCCGGGAGCUCUCCGACCUGGUGGUCUACACAAACUCCGUGGCCGCCCAGGACAUAGUGGACGACGGAACCACGGGAAAUGUGUUAUCCUUCAGUGAAACGAGAGCACAUCAGGUGGUCCAGCAGAAAUCCGAGCAGUUCAUGAUCUACAACCAAAAACAGCUCACGAGGAUCUACCCCUCGGCCUACCGCAUCGACUCCAGUAACUUCAACCCUCUGCCCUACUGGAACGCAGGCUGCCAGCUAGUGGCACUCAACUACCAGUCUGAAGGGCGAAUGAUGCAGUUGAACCGCGCCAAGUUCAAGACCAAUGGCAACUGCGGCUACGUCCUCAAGCCCCAGCAAAUGUGCAAAGGUACUUUCAACCCUUUCUCUGGCGAUCCACUUCCUGCCAACCCCAAAAAGCAGCUCAUCCUGAAAGUGAUCAGUGGACAGCAGCUGCCCAAGCCUCCAGACUCCAUGUUCGGAGACCGCGGUGAGAUCAUCGACCCAUUUGUUGAGGUUGAGAUUAUCGGACUGCCAGUAGACUGCUGUAAAGAUCAGACUCGAGUGGUGGACGACAAUGGAUUUAACCCCGUGUGGGAAGAAACCCUGACAUUUACAGUGCACAUGCCGGAAAUAGCUUUGGUUCGGUUCCUGGUAUGGGAUCACGAUCCCAUUGGGCGAGACUUUGUGGGACAAAGGACUGUGACCUUCAGCAGCUUAGUGCCCGGCUAUCGGCAUGUCUAUUUGGAAGGACUCACAGAAGCAUCCAUAUUUGUCCACAUAACAAUCAAUGAAAUCUAUGGAAAGUGGAGCCCUCUGAUCCUCAACCCCAGUUACACUAUAUUGCACUUUCUAGGAGCCACCAAGAACAGGCAGCUGCAGGGCCUGAAGGGGCUGUUCAAUAAGAAUCCCAGGCACAGCUCUUCAGAGAGCAGCUCCCAGUACGUUCGGAAACGAUCGAUUGGAGACAGAAUCCUGCGUCGCACGGCCAGCGCCCCAGCCAAAGGCAGGAAGAAGAGCAAGAUGGGCUUCCAGGAAGUGGUGGAGAUCAAGGACUUGGUGUCGGAGGCCACAAGAGAGCAGGAUGGCGUCCUGAGGAGGACCACGCGGAGCUUGCAAGCCCGCCCUGUCUCUAUGCCCGUGGAUAAAAGUCUCCUGGGGGCUUUGUCGUUGUCUGCAUCGGAAAUGGCAAAAGACCCUGAUGGGAAAGACAACUCUCUGGCAGAGGAUAAGGACGGCAGAAGAAAGGAGAAGGCAAGUAUAAAAGACCCACAUUUUCCAAAUUUCAACAAAAAGUUGUCCUCCUCCUCCAGUGCUCUCCUUCACAAAGACACCAGCCAAGGGGCCGCCACUGUUUCUGCUGCCCACGUGUCUGUCACAGGAGAGCAGCUAGGCGCACGGGAUCCCACAGGUGGGAGAAGCAAAUCAAGUCUGACAAGAGAUGGACAGGAGAGCCACUGUGCCAGCAAGUCCCUCUCCCCGAGGCAGCGUUUGGCUCCAGAUCCUGCCAUUCACCCAUCACAAGUCGAGCGUGGCGAUGUGCGUGGUGUGAAAACCAGAGGAAGGGUGGACAUGGAGGGCCUCGGGGAGAGGAGAAGCACGCUGCGGGGGAGCACCCUGUCUCAAAGCACCCUGGAGAUCAAGAGCCUGGAGGGCGGCCGGGGUGGGGGCAGGACCACAACCUCCUUUUCUCUGUCGGAUGUCUCCGCACUCUGUUCUGAUGUCCCCGAGUUACACUCAACUGCCAUUCUGCAGGAGAGUGACAUUUCCCAUCUUAUUGAUAAUGUCACUUUAACAAACGACAAUGAGCCAGGCAGUUCCAUCUCAGCCCUGAUUGGCCAGUUUGAUGAGUCCAGUAAUCAGACUACCUUCACAGCAGCGUCCCAUCUUCCCAACAACAGCCUGACGUCAGGCCAAACUCCCCAGGGCCUCAAAAAACCCUUCCAGCCUGGGUUUUGCAGGGGAAAGCCCACGUCGUCCUUCCUGUGCUCGUCUCCUGAACUGAUCGCCUUCCCGGGGCCUGAGAUCACCAGACUGGCGACAGUUGCUUGUGAGGCAGCAGGUGCUCCAGUCUCUAAAGUUAAACCAGAGGAUGACCUUGCUGGUACAACCAGGACAAGGGCCAUGGAGGGCAAGCUGCUUGGGUCCCCUGAUGCUCCUCAUGGCUGGUUUCCAAGAAGUCCCACUGGCAGAGAAGACUGGGGACCACUGAAGAGCUUCAGCCCUGUCCUUUCCCCUGAUCUGACGUUGGGAGAUGUAAUAGGGGACCCCACUCUCUGUGUGAAUUCUGGAGAGAGCAGCCUUGUGGAAAUUGAUGGGGAGACGGAAGUCCUGUCUCCAACAACCUAUGAAAGUAGGAGAGAAGAAACAGGUCAAUUGGCUUCCCCAUUAGAACUGAAGUUUAGUCAGGGUGUGGUGGAGCACUGUCAGAGAGGUCUGAGAAAUGGCUACUGCAAAGAGACUGUCCACCCUUCUGUCCCCGAAAUAGUCAACCACAUUCAAGAGGUCAAAAAUCGAAGUCUUUCUUGUCUAACCUACCAGGGUGCUGGCUUUAUUCAUAACUGUUUCUCAAAUUCAGAUGCAAAAAUGAACCCUGUCUGGGUGUCCCAGCCGCCCAGUGUUCAAGAUGUGCAUGCCCCUGUGUCCCAGCAGUUAGCACGUCCACCUAUGCCUGCUUCAAAGUUGCCAAGUCCUUGCAAAUCCAAAAGUCUGGGGGAUUUAACAUCAGAGGACAUUGCCUGCAAUUUCGAGAGCAAGUAUCAGUGCAUUAGCAAGAGUUUCAUUACAACUGGCAUUAGAGAUAAGAAGGGCAUAACCGUGAAGGCAGAGUCCUUGGGGCCUUCCGAUGCACUCACGGAGCAGCUCCGGAAGCUGGUGUCCUUUGAGCAAGAAGACAGCGGCCAGGUGCUGUAUUCAAAGCAGGACUCCAGUGCUUUUCCCAGAGCCUUGGUCAGAAAACUGUCAUCCAGAAGUCAGAGCCGAGUGCGCAACAUCGCCAGCCGUGCCAAGGAGAAGCAGGAAGCCAGCAGGCAGAGGGUGGUGAGCCCCAGCGGCCACCCAGGGGGUGGAGUGCUGCUCCGAAGCAAGCCUGCAGCCCCCGCCCUGGCCGGGAACCGCCACUCCACGGGCUCCUACAUUGCAGGUUACCUGCGCAGCGCCCAUGGGGGCGACCUGGAGGGCCGCGGCAUCCCCGAGGGGGCCUGCUCGGCCCUGCGCCACGGCUACGUGGACCAGUUUUGUUCAGAUAGUUCUGUUUUGCAGACUGAGCCAAGCAAUGACGAUAAACCAGAGAUUUAUUUUCUUUUGAGACUGUGAAUUCCACAAAGCUGCAUUUCCAAUGUUUACAGGUAUCCUGCAGAACGUUAGUGUGUUCACCUCUGUGAUCCCUGGCUUUGAAAUGACUUUCCAGUGUAUUUUUAAACUUGUACCUUGGUCUCCACUUGACUUCCUAUGUCCCCCUGUGUGUGGAUUUGUACGUAGACUCCCUGACGUUCCGGGGUACCUAGGCGCUGCCCACCCUCAGGUGUUGUGAACUGUGCCCUGUGAGAUGCGUGCAUGCCCUAGAUGUGAAACCCCAGCAGCCUGGCUACAGUGUGCUUGUGACUCCCAAAAUGCCCUUCCUGUGUCCUCAGAUUGUGUCAGAUGUUCGUUUUACUCUCUUAACUGUUGAGUCGGUUGAGACUGUGAACUACAAAGGGAUGAUUCUUUGUUCAAAGCCAUUAUCAUUUUUCUUUCUACAUUGAGAAACCCAGAUACAUUUUUAUAAUUCAGUUUAAAGAAGUUUAAAAGAGUUCCCUUUGUCUUUUAAGACUUCCUCACCCCAACCAGAAGGAGAAUUCAAAGAGGGCAUGGCUGCUCCCAAGCCCCUCCCCCCUUAGAAUAUGCUGGAAGACAGCAAAACUUCUGUAUAUAGGGACAAAAUGGUUUGUUUUACAAAAAUUUUGUUACAUAUUUUUGCUAACAGCUUUGUAUGUAACAAGAACCCCGUUGCCAAGCUCUUUGUCGUACUUAUGAAUUUUCUGAUAAGUUAUAGAUUGCAAAUAAUGGCUUCCAGAAUGAGGGACUUCCAUCAGAUUGAAAACGAUAGUAGCACAAAUCGAACACUUCCUCAAAGCUUUCAAGAAAAAAAAAUUCUCAUAAUAAAAUCCAAGUGAAUAGAUUAUUAGGAAAAAAAUCCUUUUCCCUUCAGUAAACCAAGUAACUCUAUUUUAGUACUGAUUUACAUUAUUUUCACUGUGAAUCCAUUUUUUAAAAUUGCAUGUUCAGAUGUCCCUCUUUGUUUUUUUGUAACAUUACUGCAAUGAUGUUCUUCCUGGAAUUCAUGAAAAUAUGAUUAAAAGUUAGCAGAUUUUUAAAUA
Messenger RNA from Ictidomys tridecemlineatus (thirteen-lined ground squirrel), 6191 nucleotides. RefSeq names its product phospholipase C eta 1 (gene Plch1). Gene Ontology annotation, cellular component: cytoplasm. Gene Ontology annotation, molecular function: calcium ion binding; phosphatidylinositol-4,5-bisphosphate phospholipase C activity. The record is from RefSeq and is a predicted model, not a curated record. Gene Ontology annotation, biological process: release of sequestered calcium ion into cytosol; phosphatidylinositol-mediated signaling; phosphatidylinositol metabolic process. NCBI's taxonomy places the organism in Eukaryota, Metazoa, Chordata, Mammalia, Rodentia, Sciuridae.